GGCGAUCAACGCGACGAAUAGUAGAGAACACGAAAAAAAAAAACCGUUUUAAACGCGAAAGUUCACCGCCAUCGUCAUUUGGUGGAGCAGUUUUUCCCCUUUGGGACCGAAAUGAAUAGGAGAAAUAUCGGCUGCCCGUCGUCGCCUUUAUGCAGCACACAGCAUUGGAGGAGUUCAUCGAGGCUGAUUGCACGAUAGAGAGGCGGUCAGAUUUGGGCCUGUGUGGGGAGAAAAGUGGAGAUAUUGGAAAAAUAAAGGAAACGAAUAACUCAUCAUCCACGCCAUCGGCAGGAUCCGGUCGUCAUCAGCAUUAACUUCUUCGACGGCUUCGGCUCAUCGAACGGCUUUUUGGUGUAGGUGGUGUGGUUCCUGUAGGUGUUCUUCUGGGUGUUUUUUCAACAAUUUCGCGAAGUGAGUGAGGCGCAACAACGUGAGUGAAAACCGUGGCAAAUAGAAAGCUCCCCGACUGGAAUUGCUCGAGGCAUAUUAAUAUCAAGUGCGAAUGUGAAUGCCUGCAUCCAGCGUGCGUAUGGGGAAGCAAUAGUUUUGAAGAGAAAGAAAGAGAAAGAGGAAGCGAGUGAGAGGAAGAAAAGUGUUUCGGGGAAAAAGGACGCGUGUCCUCCACCGACGGCGGGUGUUCAUUUUGGCAGGGCUUUAGGUGCGUUACAUGUGGGAAAUGUUGGAUCCCGAUCUAGAGUGUGGCAACGAAUGCGGCGGGCCGGGGCCCCCUCCCGAGUUCCUCGUGCCACCCCCGCCGCGGCCCCCGUUUCUCGCGGAGCUGGUCAACUGCAACGAGGAGCAACAGCAGCCACCGUUCGGUGCCGCCAGUCCCUUCGGUGAUGUCGACAUGUGCGAGGCGUUUCCGAUCAUUGACGCCAGCUACCACAGUGGCCCUUCAUUCCAAACCUCCGCCAUGAUAGCACUCUGUUCGGUGCUGCUGUUAUUAGUCAUUUUUAUUUCAUCGUUACUAGUGUGGAAACACAAGCGAAAAGUUCAAAACUUCCUGCCAUGCAAGACGCCCACCCGGGGCCCGCCGCAUCUGGACGCGACAGGUGUGUCGGCGGCCCACUCCGUGACGUACGAGGACCCGGACGUCCAUCUGGGCCACCAUCCGCUGGUCAUGCGGCACCACCAUCAUCACCAUCAUCAUCACAACAUGGAGCUGCACGCGAAGCAGAUCCAUUAUCCUAGCGGCUACCCCAUGCCACGGUCGCCGCCCCUGUUCAUCUGUUCCUCGCCGGGCCCGGAUCCGUACCGUUCGCACGACAACGUGUACGAGGAGCUGGAGCACGGCCACGUCGGCCGGGACACGGACUCGGAGCCGCCGAUUCAGUCCGACGACGAUUUCGCGGAGGACGAGCUGAGCCUACCGGGCGAUCGGUCCUUCCACAAGUCGCCCUCGGACGGCACGACGGUGGCCACGAUCUACCACGAUCGCAGCAACGGUGGCAGCAGCAACAGUGCGGCCACGACGGCCUCCACCUCGACCGUACCGGCAGCGGACGGUCAGGGAGCAGGAGGAGCAGCAGGAGGUGUGGCGGUAGGUGGAAGUACCCUCCCCGGGAGCUAUCUCGAUCGCAAUCGAACCGAACGGAACUCGCUCCUUUCGUCCUCAUCGUCGUCCGGCAACGACAACAACCACCCGCUGCAUCCCCGACACGGACCCGGUGGCGGAGGAAGUGGCAAUGGUGGUGGAGGUGGAGGUGGCACCAGUGGAGGGCCGCCCCAGCCGGGCGCCAACGGCGGGAGUGGUGGGGCAGGCAAUGGUAGCAACAAUAACGGCAGCAAUAGUAGUAGCGCGAGCAACAGUAAUCGCAACUCCAACUCCAGCACCGAUUGCGUCAGCAGUCACAGCGGGAAUAACAAUACCAAUGGCAACGGCGGUCACAGUAGCGCCAACGCCGGAGCAACCGGAACCGGCGGUUCGCUCAGUUCCGGCCUGGGACUGUUUCGGGCAAGGAAACAUCCGCACCCGGCAGCCGCCACGUUGGGUGGAUCCGGUCGAAGGGGGGGUGGUCGGGGACGAGACGCACUGGUGGUGGACGGCGGUGGUGGCCUAGGGCCGGACGUCGGGUGUGAUCCGGUCGUGCUGCCACCGAUGUACGACGAGCGUGCCUUGAUGACGUUACCCCCGCCGGCGUAUAACCACGCCACCCACCACCAUCACCAUCCGCACCCGCAUCAUCACCCGCACCAUCAGCAUUUGAACGGCGUGAACAACAACAACCAUGGUCCGCUCCGGGCCAACUACUACAGUACAAUCGACGACGAGCUGCUCGAUCCGGUCGAGCGACGGAAUCGCAUCAACGCACAGUUGUCCGCCUCCUCCGGUUUGAUCCACCACGGUGGGCCAGCGGGUGGUGGUGGUGGUGUGUCGACCAUCUUCCGCAACGGAGGACACCAUCGAGCGGCGUGCUUGCCGCACAGCAACAUCAACAACAAUAACAACAACAAUCAUAGUCAUCAACCGCCAUCCAUGGUCGGCGUCCGAUCCCGAACGAAUCCGCGGUCCUCCGACCGAAGGGGACGGAACGCGUCGCACCAAGCGAACAACGGUAAUGGCAACGGUGUUGGCGGUGGUGGUGGUGGUGGCCACCUUGCGGUGAUAUCGACACCGGAUCCGUCGCAGUACAUCUACCACGAGCCCGUCUUCCACGAGGGACUCAUCUACGAUGGGUGCCUCUCGCACACCUACUCGGACCGUAGCGGCGGCAGUGGAAGCACGGGGACGGGUAGCACCGGUGGAGUGGCCGCGUACCCGUACAUCCUGCCACAGUUCACCACGUUCCGCAAUGGCACCGGCCCGGGCGGACCGCCCGCGGUCGGCGCUCAAUCUCUGUACUCGCGCGAUUCCAGCUUCGGGUCGGACUCGGGCUACAGUCAGCAUACGCAAACCUCCAACCGGAGUGCGGCCGGCUGGAGCCAACGUCGACCGGCCAACAGCGGAGGGCCCGCCACGCCAUCCGCGGCCACGGCGGGAACCACACUCCACCAGACGGACCGGAUACCGCCAUCACCGCCACCGACACACCCGAAGACGGUCACGGAUCAACAGCAACAGCAGCAGCCGCCGCCACCUCCGCCACCCCAGCAACACACCACCACCCUGGCAACGGUGGACUCUUGA
Anopheles coustani is the source of this 3127-nucleotide messenger RNA. RefSeq names its product PE-PGRS family protein PE_PGRS4 (gene pxb). The record is from RefSeq and is a predicted model, not a curated record. The transcript is spliced from 6 exons. NCBI's taxonomy places the organism in Eukaryota, Metazoa, Arthropoda, Insecta, Diptera, Culicidae. The coding region runs from base 668 to 3127 and encodes 819 amino acids.